GAAAGAGUGAUAACACUGUUGAUUUUGUUACUACAAUUUCAUUUAACAACUAAUCGUAGCAGAAUAUCUCGACUUUAACUUUCAUUACUUGCAAAUUUAAAAUCAAAUUCAAUUAGAACACAUUUACAAUUAGAUUCAAUUGUAUUAAAAUGUUUGUGAAAGAUAAAGUGGCGUUUGUAACAGGGGGUGCAAAUGGAAUUGGAUUAUGUUAUGUAAAAGAGUUAUUAAAAAACUCUGCAAAGGGUGUCACAAUCGCUGAUUUAGAUCCAAAACGUGGAGAGAAAGUUGUUGAGGAAUUAUCUAAAGAAUAUGGAGAUAAUAAGGUUAUUUUUGUUCAAGUCGAUGUUACUAACAAAAAUGAACUCGAAAAUGGAAUGAAGAAAACUGUGGAAACUUUUAAAAGUUUUGAUAUACUGAUAAAUAAUGCUGGAAUAAUGAAUGAUGCGAUUUGGGAAAAAGAAAUUGAUAUUAACAUUAAAGGUACGAUACAUGGUUGUUUAUUAGCAAUGGAUGAAUACAUUCCAAAAUAUAAAUCAUCAUCAGAGGGAGUAAUUGUUAAUAUCUCAUCAAUUUUCGGUAUAGAACCAUUCGGAGGAUUACCAAUUUAUACCGCUACUAAACACGCAAUAAUAGGAUUGAGUAGAUCUUUAUCACAAUUAAAUAACGAAAACAUUAAAAUACUUACGAUUUGUCCUGGACCAACCGCAACAGCUUUAUUACAAGAUUUAUUUGAUAAAACACCAAAUAAUUCAGUUGAAAAGUAUUCAGAUGCUAUGAAAGGUUAUAUGGCUGUAAUGAAAGGAAUGCAAGAAGCGCCAUUUGUAGCUGAAAAUGUUGUUAAAUUAAUUGGUGAUGCAAAAAAUGGAACAAUUUGGAAUUUAGAAAAUAACGAAAAGUAUGAGGUUAUUAUUCCGGAUAAGGACGGCCUUUUGAAAAAAUGCUAAAAACAAAAUCAAUGAUAUGUAAUAAAAAUCUUUUUGUCUAAACA
This is a messenger RNA of Onthophagus taurus, 988 nucleotides long. RefSeq names its product 15-hydroxyprostaglandin dehydrogenase [NAD(+)]-like. NCBI's taxonomy places the organism in Eukaryota, Metazoa, Arthropoda, Insecta, Coleoptera, Scarabaeidae. Gene Ontology annotation, molecular function: oxidoreductase activity, acting on the CH-OH group of donors, NAD or NADP as acceptor. The record is from RefSeq and is a predicted model, not a curated record. Gene Ontology annotation, cellular component: cytoplasm.